AUGAGUUAUGCAAGUACUAUGGACAGAGACAGAGUCUUUCACCACCUUCGCCAACAACGAGAAAAUUGUAGAUGUUUCGAGUGCGGUGCGGCUAACCCAACGUGGGCUUCUGCGCCUUAUGGAAUCUUUUUGUGCAUUAAUUGUGCGGGACUUCAUAGAGGACUUGGUGUUCACCUCACAUUCGUUCGCUCAUGCGACAUGGACGAGUGGAAGUACUCCGAACUCGAAGUCAUGAAAGCAGGCGGCAAUGCCCAAUUUGCGCUUUACCUCCGUCAACACGGCGCAGAGAAAUUGGGGCUUCAAGAAAAAUACAACUCACAAGCCGCUCGCGACUACAAAGAAAUGAUGAAAAAGAACUCUACAAAAUCAACAAUCCCACAAACACAUUCCGCACCAAUAAAAAGUGCUCCAAUGAUAUCAACAAAGGCGUCCGACGAAGUUCUGACAGACGAAUGGGAGACCAUCGGUGGCGAUGAAAAACCUCAGACGCGCCGCAAAAACGUCUCAGAAGCAAAGCGCGAAGAAGACCGCGAAAACUUUGUCGAGAGCUCCUUUGUGGCUAAACAGUCGGACACCACCGAAAAUUCCCACCACGACAAUUUUCAAAAUUUCUCAAAUCAACAGGAAGAGCAAAACGAGAGUGACGUAGUCAUAGGCGAUGAUCAAGGACAAGAAAAUACUCCAAACUCAUGUAAAGCUUAUGAAAACACCACUGGCAACGGACAAGAGUCAUACCUGACACAGAUCGGACAUGCCGUCGGCGUCGAGGAGUGCCUCAUUGUGUAA
Molecule: messenger RNA, 786 nt
Organism: Entamoeba invadens IP1
Lineage: Eukaryota; Evosea; Mastigamoebida; Endamoebidae
Product: arf GTPase-activating protein, putative
Exons: 1
Coding region: 1-786 (261 amino acids)
Biological process (GO): COPI coating of Golgi vesicle
Molecular function (GO): GTPase activator activity
Source: RefSeq, a predicted model, not a curated record